Messenger RNA from Lytechinus variegatus (green sea urchin), 3163 nucleotides. Its product is annotated as allene oxide synthase-lipoxygenase protein-like. Gene Ontology annotation, biological process: arachidonate metabolic process; lipid oxidation; hepoxilin biosynthetic process. Gene Ontology annotation, molecular function: oxidoreductase activity, acting on single donors with incorporation of molecular oxygen, incorporation of two atoms of oxygen; protein binding; metal ion binding. The transcript has 13 exons. The record is from RefSeq and is a predicted model, not a curated record. Lineage: Eukaryota; Metazoa; Echinodermata; Echinoidea; Temnopleuroida; Toxopneustidae. Bases 263 to 2278 code for a protein of 671 amino acids.
GGAAAACGAGUGUAUAUGCAUAUAUAUAAAUGGUAACCAUAGUAAUCAUGGACGCCAAGGCUUUGGCUACCAUUGCUUUUGUCAUUUAUUGAACGGCCAGUUUGUAACCUUCGCAUUUAUUGACCUCCUAUCGGCCAUUGGUGGACUCACUGAUGGACUCACUGUGUAGGCUUUUCAAGUGCCACCUGGAAAAAGUAUCUGGCUCCUUUGCUGUUAACAGCCAUACUAUCUUUGAACAAUACCGUCAUCACUGAUCAUCAGCAUGGGAACCGGAAUUUCCAGGGCGACCACCAAACACACCUUGUACGUCAAAACGGGUGACCGAUUUGGUAUGGGAACAGACGCCACAGUCUCUGUUGCGUUUUACAACGACAAGGGACAUCGUUCUCGUCAAUUCAAGCUCGAUAGAAUCUUUCAUGAUGACUUGCGAACUGGUCACAUGGACAAGAUACAGGUUGGUCUGGAGAAUAGCUUUGGAUAUCCCGUCUGCAUAGAGCUGUCUCGGAACAAUGUAGGGCUAGGGGCAGCCUGGUUUUGUGAAUUUAUUCAAAUUGUGAACACCAAGACCAAGAAGGAACACACGUUUCCAGUUGAUCGCUGGGUGAAUCCGAACCCUCCUAUCAAAUUGAAGGAAUACGAUACUGUUCUCCCACAGGAUGACGAGAACAAAGCUCAGAGACAGAACGAACUACAGAGAAAGAAGGAUCUUUAUGUCCCGAUCAUCAAUCAAAUGACUGGCACGCUCACCUACAAGGACCUUCCUCCUGACGAAAACUUCACCAUCAGAUCAACAUUUCAGCUUCUUGCAAAUGGAGUGAAGCUCCUUAGAGAAGCGGCGCUGUUGGAUAUCACCUUAGAUAACUGGACAUCGUUGAAAGAGAUAGAGGAAAUCUAUCGAGAACCUCACUUCCCAGUACCGAUGGGAGUGCAGUGUUGGAGGUCAGACAAAGAAUUCGGCAACCAGAGACUGGCGGGGUGCAACCCAGCAAUGAUUCGACGGUGUACUUCAAUACCAGUGAAUUUUGCCGUGGAUGAGAAAGAGCUCGAACCCCUGAUCGAAGGAUUUACAAUUCAAGAUGCUAUCGAUCAAAAACGUCUCUUCAUAAUAGACUAUAAUUUUCUUCAAGGUUUACCUUGUACGGAAAACAGAGAGAUAUGUGCUCCUUUAGCCCUUUUCUUCGUCAACAAGGAGAAAUAUUUGAUGCCAAUUGCAAUUCAGAUCAAUCAAGACCCAGCACCAGAUAAUCCGGUGUUUUAUCCGACGGAUCCCGAAUAUACUUGGCUAAUGGCAAAAUGUUACUUCAACUUGGCUGAUUCAUCGGUUCAUGAGUCAGCUAGUCAUCUUGGAUUCACACAUCUCUUCGGUGAAUCAGUUGUCAUAGCAACGCAUCGUUACCUAUCUCAGUCUCAUCCUCUAUUUCGUCUUCUUGCUCCUCACUUCUUGUAUCUUCUAGCCAUCAAUAGUAAGGCCAUGUCUGAUUUGAUUGGAGAGGGCGGUUUUGCUGAUGAAAAUAUGAACAUAGGAAGGAUUGGCAUGGCGGAAAUCGUCAAACGUGCUUCUGCAACUUGGCGGUUGAACGUAGAGGGCUCUCUCCACGCUGACCUUGAAGAGAGAGGAGUCUCUGAUCCUGAGGUUUUACCCAACUACCACUAUCGUGAUGACGCCAUACUCCUACACAGAGCAAUACACAGCUAUGUGGAAGAGGUGGUGGGACAUCAUUAUGAUACCCCCCAGAAGAUUUCUGAUGAUUAUGAACUUCAAGAAUGGGCGUGGUUCUUGGGUGGUCAACCAAAGAGUGACGGGGAAAUCACAGCUGGAAUAAAGGGAUUUCCAAACGGAGGACAAUUAAAGACGUCAAAGGAGAUCACUAUGGUUGUCACUGACUUGAUAUUCUUGCUCAGCGCUGGUCAUGCCGCUGUGAAUUUUGGUCAGUAUGAUAAUUUCGGAUUCCCUCCAGCCUACCCAGCUUGGUUAAAUGGCAAACCACCGCAGGACAAGACUGCAUUAUGUGAAAAGGAUAUCAUCGACAAGUUAGCCAGCAAGAAACAAACUUUACAGACCAUGUCUAUCACCAAACUGCUUAGCACACGUGAUAACAAUCCAAUAGGAGACUUCGAGCUUCAGUACAUGUAUUAUCCCGCAGACCUCGAAGCAUUGGAUAGAUUCCGUGCUGAGCUGAAAAGAAUCGGUACCAUUAUUGAUGAAAGGAACAAGACAAGAGAAGAGAAAUAUCUUUGGUUACAUCCAUCUGAAGUACCCAAUUCCAUAUCAAUCUAACAAGUUUCAACGUGAAGACAUCAUGCAAAACGAAAACUAGGUACAUGACCAUGUGCAGCGGGGACCAAGGGGGCAGUUGCCCCCCCCCCAUAAAUUGUGAUAACUUACAUUUUCUCUGAAAAUUUCCACAAAAUUCAACAAAAGUUUGACUGAAGUCCUUUAGUUUCACUCUACAAGCUCUAUACAAAAUGCAAUGAACGCUCCAAUGACAAGCUCGGCCGCUUCGCUCCCUCGCUUCUAAGGUUUUCGAAAAAAAGUUUACUCUGACUCGUCCUGCCCCCGAACAAAAUAUUUCUGGGUACGGUCAUGACUAUGCUCAAAUAGUUUUUGUUUUAUCAUAUUUAUUGGAACACUGUGAAAAACUUACAACUUAUAAACGAUUAGAAUGACAAAGAUUCACAAUUUAUAAAGUAUAAUACGAGGUAAGGUGUGGUUUUCCUUUACUUUCGUUUUAUGAUAAGCCAAAUUAUUUAUAGGAAUGACACCUUGAUUAGAAACAUAAAAGUAAGCGACACAGAAAUCAUUGCCAAUGGCUAUACUGAACAGAAUUGAAUCUUGACGGUUGUGGCAAUCUGUAGGUUUAUCUUUUGUAUGAUAUUAAUAAAAUAUUUUUAUAUUCCUUUUCUUGCAUUAUGCUUGCUCAUUUGUAUAUAUGUUUUGUUUAGUAGUUGUCUCCCUGGAUAAUUAUUCUUCUUGAAUAUAAGAAUAAAUCAAUGCUAGUUUAUGUCAAUUUAAUUUUUGACAAGUAAGAAAUCUACGUCACACAAGUCUAUCUUUUCUGUAUAAAUCUCUUCUUUCUAUUGUUGUAUUAUAUCGAAGUCCGAUUUAUGCUCAUAAAGUAAUAAUUUGACAAAACUAUAUUAUAAAGACCAUUCUGGGAUUGCU